Acanthisitta chloris (rifleman) is the source of this 3107-nucleotide messenger RNA. RefSeq names its product Sad1 and UNC84 domain containing 1 (gene SUN1). NCBI's taxonomy places the organism in Eukaryota, Metazoa, Chordata, Aves, Passeriformes, Acanthisittidae. Bases 25 to 2745 code for a protein of 906 amino acids. Gene Ontology annotation, cellular component: nuclear envelope; meiotic nuclear membrane microtubule tethering complex. Gene Ontology annotation, molecular function: protein-membrane adaptor activity. The record is from RefSeq and is a predicted model, not a curated record. Gene Ontology annotation, biological process: nuclear envelope organization. The transcript has 22 exons.
ACAGUAUGAUUUGAAACAGUCAACAUGGACUUUUCACGUCUACACACGUACACUCCUCCCCAAUGUCUGCCAGAGAACACUGGCUAUACAUACGCACUCAGUUCAAGUUAUUCUUCAUCUGCUUUGGAUUUUGAGACUGAGAACAAAAUAGAUCCAGUGUUUGACUCCCCAAGGAUGUCACGGCGUAGUUUACGGUUAGCUGCUGCAGGAUAUGGUAAAGCAGAUGAUGGACAAGGUGAUUCCCUUCAUGACAGCUCUUAUGCUGGAAACAUGUCCUUCAGAGAUCAAUCUUCUAAGAUGGUAAAGCAGCGCAAAAGUAUAAACAAACAGUCUGGCAGUGUAAGACACACACCAAGGAAAAGUCUCUCCAGCUCAUCUAUGUUUAGCCAAAGCAGUUUCAAUAGCCAUGCCAGUGAUGCAUCGAUGGUAUCCACUGUACUGGAUGAGUCUCUGAUUCGAGAGCAGACACAAGUUGAUCAUUUCUGGGGUCUCGAUGAAGAAUGUGACCCUAAAGGUAGUGACACUACACUGCUGCAGGGAAAUGGUGACAUAGCAACAGCUGAGACACAGACCACCAUGAACGGCUACACCUGCAGUGACUGCAGCAUGCUGUCUGAGAGGAAGGAGGUCCUCACAGCAUACUCAGCCUCUCCCGUGCCAUCCUCCAGGAUUUACACUAGGGACAGGAGCCAGAAACGUGCAGCUAGAGGAGCCUAUUUCUACAUGAGUAAGAUCCUACGAUCGGUCAAACAUACUGCAGCAUCUUUUGCAUCACUAUUAGUGCAACUCUUUCAAAUGGUUUUGCUGAAGUUGGGUUAUGAACAUAAAGCUCACUCAGACUACUGUGGAAGCAUGAAUGUAAAGGAGUUCUACAGAGAAGAUAGUCAUCUCGGGGUCAGUGAGGAAUCCAUAUGUGAUGACUGUAAGGGGAAGAAACAUCUUGAAAUGUACACCACAGACCACAUGCAAUCCUCAUGGGCUAAAAGUGUAGCAAGGACCAUUUGGCACACCUUUUCUUCUGCAGGUUACUUUGUACUUCACGUCUUGAGAACAGUGGGAGCAACGUGCUGGCUUGUGUCUCAGAAGGUGUUGUCCCUACUUUGGCUGACCAUUCUUUCUCCAGGGAGGGCAGCUUCUGGCAUGUUCAGGUUGCUUAGAGCUGGGUGGUAUCAACUUGUUACUCUGAUGUCUAUGCUCAAGGUGUUUCUUUUAAGAAGAUGCCUUCCAAAGAACUACAGGGCGUUACUGUUUCUUAUCCCACUCCUGUUUCUAUUAGGUAUAUGGUUCUGGGGGUUUGAUGGCUUUGUUUCAUUAUUACCUCCAUUGAAUUGGACAAGAGUUGACAGAAUACAGAGGAUUGAUGAUGCUGUUCAUGUUCCUGAACGACAGGAUGAGUCUUUCCAUUCUGUGCAACCUCCAAAGGAUACCAUAAACAUCUUUGAUUUUGGUCGUGUAACUGAGCUGGAAAAGCAAAUGGCCUUCGUGUCUGACAGAUGUCACCACCGGAAUGAGGAAUACAACAAAGUGAUGCUUCUGCUCCAUAACCUUCAAGAUCAGGUUGCCCAGAUGAGUGACAACAGUGAAACAGUGAAGUUAAUAAAAACUGUGACGAGUCAAUAUAUUAAAGACAUGAAAUUGGAGGAAAGGCCUGACUUCCUGGCUUUGCAUCAAGAGCAUGAGCAGCGUAUCCUGACACUGGAAGACCUGCUUGGAAAGCUCUCUGCUGAAUCCAAGGACAUCCAGAAGGAGCUUGACCUAGCCAAAACAAAAACAGUGAGAGAUGAUGCUCAACACAGUCAACUUAUGUCCAAAAUUAAAAGUCUGGAGCUGGAGUUGGCUCAGAUGAAGUCAGAGCUGUUGUCUGGGGCAAGUGUGAAGACGAGUUGUGAGAAAAUCGAUGUCAUUCAUGAUAAAGUAGAUGCUCAGGUCAGGGAAUCUGUCAAGCUAAUGCUUUUUGGUGACCAUCAAGAAGACCUUCCUGAAUCACUUCUCCAGUGGCUUACAUCCAAUUUUGUGAGCAAAAGUGAUCUGCAGACUUUGCUGCAGGAUCUGGAGUUGCAGAUCCUCAAGAACAUUACUCUGCAUAUGUCUGUUACCAACCAAAAAGUAACAUCUGAAGUGGUCACCAGUGCCGUGAGUAACGCAGGGAUCUCCGGCAUCACAGAGGCGCAAGCACAGAUUAUUGUAAACAAUGCACUGAAACUCUACUCUCAAGACAAGACUGGUAUGGUGGAUUUUGCCUUGGAGUCUGGAGGUGGCAGCAUUCUGAGCACUCGCUGCUCUGAAACCUAUGAGACCAAGACAGCAUUAAUUAGCCUCUUUGGAAUUCCUCUGUGGUACUUCUCUCAGUCUCCCAGAGUGGUGAUUCAGCCGGACAUGUACCCAGGAAACUGCUGGGCCUUCAAAGGAUCCCAGGGCUAUCUUGUAGUUAGACUUUCCAUGAAGAUCUAUCCAACUGCCUUUACAGUGGAACACAUACCAAAAACACUUUCACCCACAGGAAAUAUCACCAGUGCUCCUAGGAAUUUUUCAGUCUAUGGUCUGGAGGAUGAGUAUCAAGAAGAAGGCAAGCUUCUAGGGGAGUAUGUCUAUGAUCAGGAAGGAGAACCACUGCAGAUGUUUCCAGUGAUGGAGAAAAGUGAAGAUUCAUUCCAGAUAGUGGAACUGAGGAUUUUCUCCAACUGGGGCCAUCCAGAGUACACCUGCCUUUAUCGGUUCAGAGUGCAUGGGAGACCUGCAGAGUAAUCCACACUACACCUGGGGCUGCUUUGCUGUACAUUUUGUUCCUCAUUUGUAUAUACCAGGAAGCCUAGGACACUGCAAUCCGUACAGGAGGAGGAUGCAGGCUAUCCACUGCAGAACUCUUGCUCCUCUGAUGAAGACAGAAGACUGUCAGCAGAACUGUAUAAACCCCAAUUUUUAUUUGCUCUAAUGCUCAGCUUGUAAUUGCCAGUUUGCUUCCUAUUUUUUUGUGUCCAUGCUGAGAGACAUAACUGCAUGCAAAUGGCUCUGGUUCAUAAAGCCCAGUUGGCAAACAGGUGACACAUAUUUUAUUACAAAUGAAUGUAUAGGUUUUUUUAAAAAGAAUAAAACCACACUUUCUGCAA